AUGAAUCACUGCUGCAUCGCAUCUGGCAACUUGUACCAUUUUGGCCAGCACUGGAAGAACAAGAAGAAGAAGAAGAAGAAGAAGAAGAAGAAGAAGAAGAAGAAGAAGAAGGAAAAGAAGACAACGUCGGCACUAGCGUUGAGACUCCUAUUGAAGACUGGUCGUCAUCGUAGACUGGUGCUGGCAGGGCUGGUCCCUGAUGCAACGCGACCUCGGGCUGAAUUAUAG
Molecule: messenger RNA, 228 nt
Organism: Pyricularia pennisetigena
Lineage: Eukaryota; Fungi; Ascomycota; Sordariomycetes; Magnaporthales; Pyriculariaceae
Exons: 2
Coding region: 1-228 (75 amino acids)
Source: RefSeq, a predicted model, not a curated record